Patiria miniata (bat star) is the source of this 2405-nucleotide messenger RNA. Its product is annotated as lysosomal acid lipase/cholesteryl ester hydrolase-like. The transcript has 9 exons. NCBI's taxonomy places the organism in Eukaryota, Metazoa, Echinodermata, Asteroidea, Valvatida, Asterinidae. Bases 186 to 1625 code for a protein of 479 amino acids. The record is from RefSeq and is a predicted model, not a curated record.
CAUUUCAUGUCAUGUGAUUUAGUAAUCAUGAAUGUAAACAAUCGGUUCGAACGAAGUCGAAAGUCCGUGAAGUGAGUGUAACGCUUUCGGUGGAGUUUAUUUCCUUGUCCAGACAGUGUGUGAUGCAAUCUGAAGUGUUCUAUCUUGUUACAGGUGUGUAAUUUGCACUGAUUUUCCGAGUCAUUAUGCGGAUGUUUGCGGGUCUUCACUUCCUUUCUUCCAAGCUCAACAUUUGGCUUUUCGUCCUCUUCACAACGAUCCCUUUGUGGGGCAUCGGCUCUUCCAUCAGUCCACAAAAACUACCAUUGCAGGGUUCUGACCAAGUCGAGGAAUUCCUGGGCUCGCCGAAGAGCGAUGACGUAAAAAUCUCCAAGACUGAUCAGAUUGAUCGACUUUUGAAAGUUCUGCCGGGUCUCCUAAGAGCUCAUGGCUAUCGUGACGUUGAGGAAAAGUUGAAAAAACUCCGACAACGGUUUGAGACUUCUAACAUAGAACUGGGGAGUGAUCCUGAUACCAAGUACAAUGUGAGCGGCCUCAUCGCGAGCCAUGGAUACCCAGUUGAAGUCCAUGAAGUUCACACAGUGGAUGGAUUUAUACUGACCCUGCAGCGCAUACCCUACGGCGUGAAGAACAAAAGCAAAGGACCCAGGGAAGUAGCGUUCCUCCAACACGGCCUUCUAGCGGCCGCCUCCAACUGGGUGACCAAUCUACCCAACCAGAGUCUAGCCUACCUCCUGGCUGAUGCUGGGUAUGAUGUCUGGAUGGGCAACUCACGCGGCAACACCUACAGCAGGAAACAUGAGACGCUCAAACCAGAUCAACAGAAAUUCUGGGAAUGGACAUGGGAUGAGAUGGCCAAGUAUGACCUACCAGCCUGCCUGAACUACGUGCUGAACAAGACUGGACAAAAGGAGAUGUACUACAUUGGCCAUUCACAAGGUACCAUGAUUGCAUUUGCUGAGUUCUCCCGCAACCAGGAACUCGCUAAGAAGGUCAAGAUGUUUUUUGCUAUGGGCCCAGUGGCGACAGUCGGCUACAUGACUUCCACAUUGUUCCGGUUUCUUGCUGAUGACGUCCCUGACAACUUUUUGACGGAAAUUCUCGUCGACCUGGGCCUUUACGACUUUUUCCCUAGCAACGAGUUUUUCCAUUUUAUGGGAGACACCGUCUGCAGCGAACCGGAGACGGUUUUCAUUUGCGAGGCUAUUUUGGGCGCCUUCGGAGGCUACAGUAAGGACCACAUGAAUGCUAGUCGGAUACCCGUCUACGUGAACAACUGUCCUGCAGGGACGUCAGUGUGGAAUAUGGACCACUGGGCUCAGAUGGUGCAAUCUAAGAAGUGUUCCAUGUAUGAUUUUGGUCCAAAAGGCAACAUGGAGCAUUAUAAUCAGACCACGCCCCCUGUGUACCACAUUGAGAAUAUGCAAACACCGACGGCCCUUUUCUACGGUGGGCGCGACACUCUGGCGGACUUGAAAGAUGUAGAGCUAUUAAUACCAAAGAUUAAACACCUUUUCUACAACAAAGAAAUUCCGACCUACGGCCAUUUGGAUUUUAUAUGGGCUAUCGACGCUGAAAGUUACUGCUACAAGGAUAUUUUGGGCCUGAUGAUGAAAGGGCCUUGAUUUCUGGAUUUGUGUGUGAAGUUUCUUCUGAUUUCAAGCCAAAAAAUAAUUGCGUUUCCAAAAUUACACGUUGAUUUCUUUGAGUUGAUGAAGUUCAAAAAGAUAUUUUCUGAAAUAAUUUAUACUGGUGUGCAAAAUUUGUUUUGUAUAAAUGGAUUUGAUAUCUUAUAUAACAUUGUGUUAUAAAUAUAAUUGACUAGUAUUGUCACAAGCUGCAGCACAAAAAAACUUGCUGGGAGUUGAAAUUUACAUGUAAUUAUGGCAAUAUUUUGAAAAUGUGUGCUGCAUUUGAUUGAGGGAAUAUGUUCUUAAUCUUUGUACAUUUCCAUGAUUCGAUGUAAAUCUUAAGGAAUUUAUUAAAUGAGGCAAUCUUAGGGAAUUUGAAAAACAAAAAUUGUGGUGAAAAUGUGAAAUCAUGGUCUUUCCAAAAUUCCGAAAUUUUAACUACAUUUUAACUAACUAUGAAUACAUUUUAUGCUAGAUUUACAACAAAAUAUGUACUUAUCAACUAUGCAAACAAAUAUUAAGCCUUAUUUCAUAAAUUAAAUUUCUAAUGGCUGCUGAUAGAUGAGGUUUAUUACCAGAGAUGAAACUGGCCUUGGCAAAAAAAUUCUGAAAUUGAACCUUGGGUCCGAGCUGCCACAGCGUCGCGCAGUGCAGCGCAGCGCAGCGCAUCAUCGUGGGACCCAGUGAAUUUUUCCAUGUCAUAGGUCAGUAUUUAACCUUUUCUCCAGCCGGAAAAGGAUCUGAUCAGCAUUGGUCUAGGUGUUUUACACUUGU